Molecule: messenger RNA, 3462 nt
Organism: Nilaparvata lugens (brown planthopper)
Lineage: Eukaryota; Metazoa; Arthropoda; Insecta; Hemiptera; Delphacidae
Product: calcium-independent phospholipase A2-gamma
Biological process (GO): arachidonate metabolic process
Cellular component (GO): membrane
Source: RefSeq, a predicted model, not a curated record
ACGCUCUUCUCCGCACUGAUAGAAACGAAUACGAUCCUACUGAGUAAACAUAGCAGACAACUCAAAACGUAGUGGCUAUGACGACUCAGUUGAAACAAUUCAAAAACAACGUUCAUUGAAAACAUUGCAAAAACAAGUGACGUGUGAUGUGUUUAUACUACUUGUUGAGAGAUUAUAUACAUCGAAAAAGCGGAGAUCCAGCUAGUAACAAAUUGGAAGUGAACCAUUAAACAACAAAAACUGUUUAGGCAACGCAGGGACUGCGAUACCCAGUGAUAAGAAUAAUUUGUUCAUACCGUACUGUGUUGGUGCAUUUACUAUAAAGAUCUUCAAGUGCAUUAUUCUCUGAGAUGUCGAUGAGCAAGAAUAUCUUAAGGUGCAGAAGAUGUGCUUGUUUAGCUACAAGGCAUAUUAGUAGCCACCGAGUAAGGUCUUCUGAGCCGAUUAUUGAAAAUGGAAAAUUGAAUUGUGCACGCACCAAGGGCAUGUCAUUCAACCAGUGGAAAAUCAUCAAUCAGUUCAAAGAAUUACUGUGGAAGGGAAAAUCAGAAUGGGCUAUAAUGUAUAUUGUAAACAAGGAGUGGAUAAACUUGCUGAGGAAAUUUCCACAGGCAACAGGAGUGUUUCAUUCUGUAUCAGUACAAAGGAGAAGCCACCGUGGGGACUUCACUGCAACAACUAAAGAUGAACCGGUUGCCAUUAAAUCAGCUGAACAGAAAUUGAACGAGCCUCUCAGAAAUAAUGUGCUGCAUGAGCCUCCACCAGUGGAAAGUAAGCCGCAGGAUAGCAAAAGUUAUGGUUUGCAAGUCAUUGAAGGACUGAAGCAGAAACUAUCAAGCAAAUCACCAACUACCGCAGAAGUACCACAAGAUGCGUCCAGUUUGAAAUGGAAGAACCAGUAUAACAUUGCCACCAAGGAUUGCAUAGUGUCUCGAUCUCGCCACGUCCUGUCCCUCAUCACCACUGCGCAGACUCUUGAUCAGAAGAGACACAGAUUGGUGGAGUUGAUUCAACAUCUGAACCAGUUUCCUGAGGCGAAAGGAUAUCUCGUUAAGGAUGGUGCGGUCACAAUUCUACUGAGGAUGCGAGAUUCUGUCAAUGAUUCUCUGAUUCAGCAGAUGAUCCGAGAAAUAUUUGCUCGUCUAGGUCAUGUGGACCCAGUGCCUGGGUGGGGCAUUCGAAUACUAUCAAUCGAUGGAGGUGGAAUGAGAGGUAUAGUAGUUCUUGAGAUGCUGCGGCGUUUUGAAGAGCUAACUGGAAAGAAAGUAUGUGAAAUGUUCGAUUACAUAUGUGGAGUGAGCACUGGAGCGAUUUUAGCUUGUGGAAUAGGGACUCCCUGUGGUAAAUCUCUGGAUGAAGUGCAAACUAUUUAUAGAGAAAUGAGUGCCAAAGUUUUCACUCAGAGUGCAUUUUGGGGUACUGGCAAAUUGAUGUGGAACCAUGCUUACUACGACACGACCAUAUGGGAAGAUCUGCUCAAGAGGUAUCUUGGGGAUGUCAGUUUGAUUGAAACUACAAGGGACCCAAACUGUCCAAAGCUGGCUGCCGUAUCCACACUGGUGAAUCAAGCUCGAGUCUCCCUAUGUGUCAGAAACUAUGCUCUUCCCUACGAGCGACAGUCACAGUACCUCGGCAGCUGCAACCCCAUGUUCGAAGCUGUGCGUGCGUCAGCCGCAGCUCCCACCAUAUUCGAGGAAUUCCGGAUAGGAUCGUUGUUGCAUCAGGAUGGAGGAAUCCUGGUGAAUAAUCCGACAGCAGUGGCCAUCCACGAGGCGAAACAACUUUGGCCGAACAGCCCCAUCCAGUGUGUGGUCUCCUUUGGAACGGGCCGUCACGACCCCGUCAGGGGCUCCGAGCCCCAUCUCAAUGCCAACGCAUCGUCCUCCUGGAAGAAGAUUUUCGACAAAAUCCUCGAUAGUGCUACCGACACAGAAGCUGUGCACACCAUGUUGAACGAUCUACUUCCCGGGAACGUUUAUUUCCGCUUCAACCCCUACCUGUCGGAGAUCAUCUCAAUGGACGAAUUCAGGCCGGAGAAGAUCGCUUGCCUGGAGACCGACGCCCUCAUGUACUACCGACGCAAUGAGGAGAAGUUCAUCGAAGCAGCCAGCGCCAUCCUUCAAACACGUACGAUCUCGCAACGGUGUCAAGACUAUGUUAUGCUUCAAGCCAAGAAGAUGGGUGUCAAACAUGUUUGAGUAUUUCCUAUUGAUUUCUAUUUUUUUAAUGCGAUACCAAAGAUACAUGACAGUGUCUAGAGAUAUUUGCAAGUAAAUGUUAUGUUGUAUCCCAUUAACCGGACACAUUUUUUGAAGGCUGUUUCAUUUUUUGUGAUAAACAUUUAUUUAGUACAUGUUAAUAGGUUGUAGGAAACUCCACUGUGGGCUUCUGUAAAAAACCAAGAUAUUCGCCUCAUAUAAACAAACCUCAAUAACUAUGAGUAUUUCUGUCAACUGAAACAAUCAUUACAAUAUGCAUCACAAUUUAUAAAAAUCUAAUACUAACUACUAUGUGAUUAUAAAUAUAGUACAAAUCUAAGAGACCACAUUCUGAUGAUAGAGUUUUUAUUAAUAGAAUUCUCAGUUUCCUGAAUUUGAAUAUGUAUCGAGGAGUGUAGUGAAUUCAUCUUAUAUACUGUAAUUUCCUUCUCCGGCAGAAAUGUAUAUCGUUGAAAUGUAUCCUUGAGAUUUGAAAGUAGUUUUUCUGAAACGUUUGACUCAUAUUAGUCAUUUAGUUGGAAGUUAGUUUUUAUCGUCUGGACUUCACCUUCCAUGAAAUGAUAAGAAUACAAAAUAAUUGAUAAUGUUGACGAAUAUUAAUUUUAAUUUCAUAAUAAACUACAAAAAUGUAUUUAGUUUGAUAGUUUAGAUUGCUUAUUGCAUCUCUCUUAUAUUUUCUAAAUAAAUAAUAACUCAAUGUUUUUUAAUUUCCAAGUUGCCCUUGAUUUAUUAAAGCAUACUCAUUGAAACUUAUUAAAUCCUAGUCUAUUUUUAUUACUACUUAGCUUUUAAUUUUUUAUGAGUUUCAAUUGAUGUGUAGCCUGAAUUAUAAUAUUUUCAUUGGUGAAUUGUAAUCCAUUUGGUGAAAUAUUUUUCUGUUUUUUGAGGCAUUUUUACCAAUUAUUUGUUUGUAUAUUUAAAAUAUGAUCCAUUCAAUGAAUUAGAAACACUUGAAAAAUAUCAGAUUGAGCAGUAUUCAUAUCUGUAAAUUUAUUCACCUAUUUAAAAAUGUGUGUUGACUUCUUUUGUGUCUCAUCUUGAGAUAUUCAAAGGAACGUUUUCAUGGGAAGCUUUAUAAAAAUCUAUUAUUUUGAUUGCAUGUAAUAAUAAACUUAUUUUUGAAAACUUUUACUUGAUUCAAGCAUAUUAUAUCAUGUUUUAGUGAUUACGAGAAGAAUUUGUUAUAGUUGAUUCCAUUAUCAUACAUAAUAAUUGUUAUUAUAUUUGUUAAUAAAUUGAUGAA